Molecule: messenger RNA, 1711 nt
Organism: Dreissena polymorpha
Lineage: Eukaryota; Metazoa; Mollusca; Bivalvia; Myida; Dreissenidae
Exons: 6
Coding region: 1-972 (323 amino acids)
Source: RefSeq, a predicted model, not a curated record
AUGUUUUGCAAGGAGUCCGUAAGCGACACAGACUUUAUCCAGAUACCACCACCAUAUACACAGGGAAAGGAAUAUUUUAUUCCGAAACUAGACAUCACUGCUACCGUUUUUGUACAGAGCAUCGAGGACAACACCUUUGUCAUAGUUAACCACACUUACGAUAUGUCCUACUCCCCUAAGAACACGGACCAGUCAUUUACCAUAACACUCAUCAACAAAACGGUAUGUUCGCUAUCUGAUAGUAGCGAUGCCGACGGGAAGGAUAACGACUGUGACGGGCUGGUAGAUGAGGACAAUUGCACUGACGAUCGGCUGGCCGGUGAAGUAGACGCAGACAUCGACGGUGCUGUAAAUGAAGACUGUAACCAAACUGUGCCGAACAGCAAAAACAACACAGUAGAGUCGCAAACAGUUCCCUGCUGGACCGCUCCACCGGACAACAAUGUCACGUUCAGUUCCUCACGUACGUCGGAUGUUGCCUUCACUGAUGCUCCGGAACCGACGAUACCAGAAGAAUCCCAUCCGGGCCUAAAAACACCUGUGCCGACGGGAAAGAAGCCGAACUUAUCGUCUACAUCGACCUCCAAGGCGACAACCACAUUGGCUCCCUCCCACGGAAACACCACAAACGUGACAACGCAACAGCCGCUGCCGCCGGAGGAGGAAUGCUUCACUGAUUGUUACUGCCCCUGUGGCUGGGUGGCAGAGCCCGUACAAUACACGAAGGAAGAGCUGAACGCAAUUGUUGAGAAGAUCCAAGAGAAACUCAAGAUCGAGGUGAAGAAGUUAAGUUCCACGACGCGUAAGCUGAACAGCGCCGAGGACCAGCGGCCGUCUGCGAAGGCGGUCGGCGUCGUCGGUCUGGUGUUCUUGGUGAUCACCCUCGGCGGCAUCUUCCUGCUCGAUCUGAAGACCUUGGCAGACGCGUUCCGGACGCUUCUAGACAACGUCCGCCAGCCGUUCCGGCAAUGACUUGCACAACUCCUCAGAGCGGUUGCCUUCCCUAUCGGUUAACGGUUACAACUGCCGUCAUUAGGGAGGAUUGAGAAAUUGUAUUUUUUAUUAAUUGUAGAACAGUGCACAUUUCUACCUAACUGGACACUUUUCGUAAAAUAGUUUGCAGUAAAUUUAAACAUAUAGCAAUUCAAAAUAAGUAUAUAAUAAAACCGUAAGUUAUAAAAAUGAUCAUUUUAAUCGUUUAUCAUCGCGUAGUCUUUUAUGACAGCAGGAAUUUGACUUGCCUCAACAUCGGGAUUUUGUUUAACGUUGGCUCAUAGGCUUUACGCAUGUGAUUCACUUACAACCUGUUUCAAAGUAGUUUAUAUUACUCAAUACAUUUUUUUUCGAGUAUAAAUUUUAUUAUGAUAUCUUCAAAACUUGUGUGUGCUUUUCUCGUAGUCUACCGUACUUUUAAACAAUUCCAGUAUGUGUAAGUAUUGAUUAAGUAUCUCAGUUUCAUACAUGAAUUGGGAAAGCUUUGAGAAAUAAAAUGUGUUUAUUUUAUCUUAAACCUAACAAUACCACGGAGAGAGAGUUGGCUAUGAAUCCUUUAUUAAAUAUUGUGAAUUGGUUUCGUGUCUUGGUUAACAUUUUUGUGUCUAUUGGGAAACAACUUUUAAUGUAAUCUUAUAUCGGGUUAAGUUUGCGUUUAAUGUCCUUUUCCGUUGGAGUUUUGUUAUUUACAUAGUUUUUAAAAUAUUAUAUAUAUAUA